AUGGUAUGUGGGGAGAUACCAACUGCAGUGAACCAGUUUCAAGAGGCUUGUGCCAUACUCUCAAAAGCCUACGGUGAAACUGCUAAAGAAUGUGCAGAUGCCUACUUCUGUUAUGGACAAGCUUUGUUAGACUUGGCUCGAAUGGAGAAUGGAGUGCUGGGAAACGCCCUUCGGUGUGAUGAGAUCAUUUUAAAUGAUCUCCUUGAUUACAUAAACGCCACAGAACCAAACAUCUACAACCGUGGCUCUCCAAGUUACAAGAUGUUAUGCACCAAAUUGAAUGUUACAAACAAUAGUGUGGACCAGAAUGAAUCACAAAUAAGGUCAGAACAACAGAACGAAAGACCGACAGAUACUGAUGCUUUACCAAACAGAUUAAAAUGUAAGAUUUGUUUGGACAAGGAAAUGUGCAUUGUGUUUUUACCUUGCGGACAUCUUGUAUCGUGUGAGGAUUGUGCUCGCAGUUUGCCGACAUGUGUAGUUUGCAGAGCUGUUAUCAAAGGAAUCGUCCAUACAUAUUUAGCAUAA
Messenger RNA from Ruditapes philippinarum (Manila clam), 528 nucleotides. RefSeq names its product baculoviral IAP repeat-containing protein 8-like. Gene Ontology annotation, cellular component: nucleoplasm. The coding region runs from base 1 to 528 and encodes 175 amino acids. Gene Ontology annotation, molecular function: histone binding. The record is from RefSeq and is a predicted model, not a curated record. Lineage: Eukaryota; Metazoa; Mollusca; Bivalvia; Venerida; Veneridae. Gene Ontology annotation, biological process: DNA replication-dependent chromatin assembly; CENP-A containing chromatin assembly. The transcript has 3 exons.